Messenger RNA from Rhizopus microsporus ATCC 52813, 4019 nucleotides. RefSeq lists its product as uncharacterized. NCBI's taxonomy places the organism in Eukaryota, Fungi, Mucoromycota, Mucoromycetes, Mucorales, Rhizopodaceae. The transcript has 9 exons. The record is from RefSeq and is a predicted model, not a curated record. Bases 93 to 3932 code for a protein of 1279 amino acids.
CACAAAAGAGGGCUGCUGUUUGCUGUGGUUCUUUUAUUUUUAUUUUUUAUUUUUUGAUUAUAUUUUUAUAAAGCAAACCCCCUUGAAAGCAAAUGAAAAGUUCCUCUACUCUCCGACGUGGAGGAGGAAGCGCAAAGAGAACAGUAAGAACACUCAACCCCGCACUCGUCUAUGACUACACUCUUCGUUGUGCUAUACGGGCUUGUCUUGAACAAAACAGUAAAGCGUCACUCAAGGAGCCCAAGAAAGAUACGAGCAGUAAUAGACACUCAGUUCACUUGAGUGGCAUGAGUGAUGUGUUUGGAAAUUUGGCAGAUAAAAUCGUAGGAGAUGAAGGUGGCGAGAAAAGCAAUAAACUGACAAAGCCAGUAGUUGUGGGCUUAAUGCGACGACUGGACGAUAUUAAAGAUGGCAAAGAUGUUUCCAAGUCAGAAUAUAUCGAUCGAAGAUUCAUCUCGGUAGUUCGACACAUGAGGGAUGAAGUAAAACAACACCGUUUUAGGCCUCAAGGCUCCAUUAACGACCUUGUGGUUACCUUCCUCAAACUAAGUGAAGCUGAACUCAAAAAGACAGAUCCUAACCCAGCCAUAUGGUUUAAGGAUCUUGAUCGAUAUGUGGUUCGAUUUACAGAAAUCCUAUUACUCGUCUUAAGAGAAGAUGCACCAUCCGCUGCUUCAUCCGAGUAUAUCGAAUCCUUACAGAGAUCGAUCCUUCCAAAAUCAAAGCAACAGCCCGCAACAGAGCAAAGAAAUAGUAGCAGCAGUGGUAAUUCAACAACUGAUACAUUAGACAUGGUCGAAAGCUUCCCUAUGGUCAAGACAGUACAGAACCUGUUCCAAAUCGAAAGCUCGGUUCAUAGACAAAAGAUACGUGACCUUUUACCUGUUUGUACUGAGGCGAAUUACCUUUUGGAUUUAAAACAAUGCAUUAAUGCAAUCAAUACAAAUCAACCUUUUCCAGGCAGAAGAGAGGAUUUUGCAUCGCAACAGGCUUAUGAUUUUUGGGUAGCAAGAGAAAAGAAAUAUCUCAAUGGCUUAAUGACUGUCAUGGUCAUGAAUCCAAACCUGACACUGACCAACAAGUCUGAACAAGACGUUGGUUCAACCAACUUGCUCGCCGGAAGGAGAUCAAGUGAUUCAAGAAGAAGUUCUGUUUAUAACACAAACCCAACCGAUGACAGUCCCUAUACUUAUAUUCCCAAUGAUCCUCGCUCUUAUUUCCGUUUGUUGAUGAACAUGUGUAUGGAUCUUGAUACCAAUAUUGCGCCUGAUACAGAAAAGGCCAAAACCAGUGUGUUAUCACAAGCCUCAGAUGAUUUAUUACGAGAAUGCUCAAACACAUGGAGACUCUCUGCGCCUUUUAGGUCUGUUCUUUAUCUAGAAUUAAUCAAAACGCGUAUGGAUACCGAAGAAAUUGAUAUACAUGAUGCUAUCGAUGACGCCAGAGAAGCUAUUCGUGCUCUAGAUAAAUGUCUCAAGGAGAAUGAAAUUCAGAACUGGACAAUUAAUGAUAGAGAAAGUUUGAUUCGUGUCUUUGAGGGACUAAACCAGACUUGUCUUCGUGCCUUGGCUGAAUCACUCAGCAGAUACUGGGAUAUUGAUCCUGCUCUCGUCAAGGACCAGGUUGCAUUACUGGAUAGUAUAUAUGAAAACCCUGCCUAUCUGGAAGACCAUGCAAAUCCUCUGGAACAGUUCCUAUCACUAGAAGAAACAAUUGCUGGUGCAGCUGUAUCUCGAUGGCGUGUGUUGGAGAAGUCAGUGCUCAAUCCUAAAAAUGACGAUAUGACCAAUUUGAUGAAUUUGGCAGAUAAAUUGAUCAAAGAGUUGGUCACUGUAGCAAAGAGGUUUAAGAAACCAUUGAAAGGGUCUUUACAUAUUCCAGGUAUUAUCAUGGCUCGUCAAAUGCCAUUCUUUGUUUUAGAAAUGGAAAACUGGGCCUUUUUACCAGAAGCAAAACAGGCGCCCAUUGAACUGACAUUUGAGCUCUAUGACAAAGUGCUGACGCUGAAGAGACUUUACGAUCAAUAUGGACCAAAACAAAAGUCUGCACUCUUCAAAGUCGAAUCAUGGUUCUUGACCCACGUUCGUCGAUGGUUAAAGUCUACAAACGAAGCUACACCAGAAUGGGUAAGCAAUGCGAUUAAACAAGACGAGUUCAAGCCUAUCAAUGAAACAACCCUACACUCCUCGUCAGUGGUGGAUCUCUUUACCAUGUUCCAUCAGGCUGUUGAAUUUGUCCAAAAUCUAGAAUGGCCUAAUAGAAUACAAGAAUGCAGAUUUAAUACGGCGUUAUCUAAGGUCAUUGGUGUUGCUCUUGAACAGUACACGAUGGAGCUGGAGGAUAUGAUCACGACAGACAUUUACCCUCGAGCAGUACGUGAAGGAGAUCCACAUGGAAGCGGAAACUUUUUCGACAGAGCUCGUUAUCAACUGAUUGGGGGACGACCUCAGAGUAAAAGUAGCUCUGAUGUCCCUGCUGACUUUAUUGCAGAGACAUGUGUCAAGGUGAACAACAUUGAGGCUGCAAGAUUUAAGCUUGACAGAUUAUAUCAAAACAUGGACGUGGAUGAAAUUGCACAAGAAAUGCGAGAGUAUGGAUCUCAAUUACCUGCUGAAAAGUCGGUUUCCGAACAACAAAACUACCUGUAUUCUAUCAAAAUUGUCAGAGCCGAGAAUUUGCCACCUUCUGAUAAUAAUGGACUGAGUGAUCCAUAUAUCGUACUAGAGAUCGAUAACAAGCCAAUUACCAGAACAAAGACUGUGUAUGAAACGCUAAAUCCUCGCUGGGAUCAAGUGUUUGAUAUUUGGCUUACAGAAAAGACAGUGGACGUAUUGGCUCUUGUAUAUGAUGAAGACUUAAUUGGUGCAGAUGAAGAGUGUGGUGGUGUAUGGUUCAAGUUAUCGCCCGAGUAUUUUGACGAUUAUCAAACACAUGAGUUGGUGUUGAACUUUGUUCCUCAAGGAAAACUUAUUCUACGUAUCAGUAUGGAAGGAGAAAAAGAUGAUAUUCAAUUCUGGUUUGGUAAAGCCUUCCGAACGUUGAGAAGAGCAGAAAAUGAUGUAGCAGGUUUGAUUGUAGAUAAGAUGAGUAGCUAUUUCCGUCAAAUAUUAAACAGAAAAACCUUGGAUAAACUCUUUGGUCGUGAUCGUAGCUUCUUUUCUUCAUUUUCACGAACUACAAAACACGUUGAUCCAACUCUUCAAGACUGUGAAGAAGCUAUUGUGCCAUUAAUAGACUAUCUUGAGAGAAAUUUGAAGAUUUUGAAUGAUAAUUUAUCAGAGACAAACAUGCAAACCAUCGUUUUGAAGAUUUGGAAAGAAAUUCUUAUUGCAUUAGAAGGUGUUCUCUUACCGCCACUUUCUGAACAAUUGUCUGAAUUAAAGCCUUUGGAUGAUUAUGAAUUUCAUGUUGUAUAUAAAUGGCUAGAGCUUCUUAAAGUACUCUUUAAUGGUGGUGAAGACGCUGAUGCAGUACCUUUGGAUAAACUUGAAAAUUCACAAUACUAUGCGCUCUUAGCCAUCAAUGCAGCCUAUAACUUAGAAACAGAACAUCUGAUUGAAGGAUACAAUAACAUUGUGAAGAAUCAAGUAGAAAUGAAACUAAGGGGCGGAAGGAAAGCAGAUAGAAGUAAAUCUGUCUACCAUUCAAAGAACACUGCCAAAAAGAGGAAACCUUCAUCCAAUAGGAAAUCAGCGUCUAUUGAAUUGCCAAACGCGGAUACCAUUUUACGUAUUCUUCGUAUGCGUAAAGGUAGACAAGUCCGAGACUUUCUUCACGCCGAGUUUCAGAAACGUAAUUACCCAACUCCCACCGAAACUGCUCCUGCAGAGGGUAUAAGCCAAGGCGCUAAAGAGCAAGAAAUCCCACCUGUUCCCGAGGUUCCAACAAAUGACUUAACGCCCGUGAAUGAGAAUACGUUACCUCUAAGAUAAAUAAAACUUUUUCUUAACCUAAAAAGAGACAAUCACAAAGCUUUUAAGAGAUCACUGGAAGACUUUAUUGGACAAACUCCAUUUUCA